This is a messenger RNA of Dreissena polymorpha, 4323 nucleotides long. Its product is annotated as choline transporter-like protein 2. Gene Ontology annotation, cellular component: membrane. The transcript has 23 exons. The record is from RefSeq and is a predicted model, not a curated record. The coding region runs from base 1332 to 3623 and encodes 763 amino acids. Gene Ontology annotation, molecular function: transmembrane transporter activity. Lineage: Eukaryota; Metazoa; Mollusca; Bivalvia; Myida; Dreissenidae. Gene Ontology annotation, biological process: transmembrane transport.
GGACAGCGCUCAUUGUAUGCAGAUGAUCAUGGUUACACGGUUUACAAGUGUAUUGAAUACCUCGCGUAGUAAAUGGGCAUCAACCUCUUAAAUAGUGUUGGCAUAUUUUGGAUGCGGUAAACUAGUGAACAGGAAAUUACUCAAGCGCGCGGUAUUAUAUCGUGCCUACAGCGGUAUGUUUGAUCGUGAAAUAUACAUGUAUGUACUGUGAUUGUGAAUGGAGUGAUUGAUGUUAAAUGUGCCAAGUGUAUUCAGUGUUGACAUGACUUAACAAUUUGGAGAUGCUAACAUCAAUUACUAUCAUACGUGUAUGACUUAUCAACAAAUCGCAGACAAAUAGGUACAUACUGUAUGUAUAUGGGAUAUAUACUGUAAUCAUUUAUGCGGUGUGCAAUUGUACAUGCGACAGUCGUACGUAAGUUGUAUGUUUUAGACUGUUCUUAUUGAAUGCUUUGAAAUUGAGCUUUUAUAUACGUACAUCAAAGUAGCUCGAAGUUGGAUUAGUGCAACUAAUUUUUUAAGGAGUGAUAUGAAGUUUUUACGGUGUCUAUAUGACUAAUAAAAAUCACAACGUAGCUACACAGAUCAGUGACUGGGCGUUUGAGGUGACUGAAGUUUGUGAUAAAGCAGUCGUCCGUAUGACAAUUUAAUGUCCUGAAGGGUGAAACGUAAUAAACAAGUAUAAGCACAUGUAUUGCUUUCGAAACAAUAGAUGUUGAUUUGACCGGAACAUAAAGUGCAUGUUCAGUUACGUGAAUACAGUGUAAUAACUGUUCUUAUUUGGAUGUUAAAAGUUCUGUCUGGGAACGCUUAUGUAAAACAGUUAACCGUUGAAAUCAAAGUGGAGAGUGCUCAUCACGACGACUAAAACCGGACGUUUUGUACAUUACCAAACAUAUAGUCCGUCUGAGUGCAAUAUUUUCGGAUUGGCCAAAGCGACGUGGAAACUUUGAACUGUGCAACUCUCGCGAAAACGCAUGUAGUGUAAAUUUAAAUUUUAUCAUAUAAUAUUAAAAGUGAGAUUAUUACAUUACAGCAGAUAACACAAACUUUAACGACAUUCAGUUAGAGAUGUAUGAAGAUUACAGAACCGUAACUUCGAGAACGAGCAUUUUUAACGCAACAAUUUAAUAUAUAAUUACCAAACUAAACGUACAAACUGUUAGAGCUGAGACUACCAAAGUUAGAGCCUGGUGUAUGAAAGAUCGCGAAAACGCAGGCUGCUAUAAAACUGCACGUACAACUUUUGAAACUUUGACGAAAACGUCAGUCCCUGGUGUAUGCAAGAUCGCGAAAACGCUGAAAACAAAACAAAGUCUGCGCUUUGAAUCAUGGGCCGACGCCGACAGAGUAACCCGUCGGCCACUAGUGAGGAGGCGGUGGAGGUGGAGGAGUUUCACCCCCUGAACAGCAAGGGUGCGGACAGCCCACGGGAUGAAAACCCCAGGUCGGGGGAGGGGUUGGUCGACUUGCCUAAGGAUAUGCCAGAAGAGUAUGGAAAGCCUUUGCAGCAUGAUCCAAAAUUUAAAGGUCCCAUCAGCAACCGGUCAUGUACAGACAUCAUAUGCUGCCUUAUAUUUGUGGUUUUUGUGGCGGGGAUGGCAGUUGUUGGAUACUUUGCAUUCUCCUACGGCAAUCCUCGACUACUCCUAUAUCCAAUGAAUUCAAACAAAGAACUGUGUGGUUAUGGGAAUCAGAAGGGCAAGGACAACUUGGUGUUCUUCGAUCUGAUAGCAUGUGGCAAGAUGGGCCCAGGUGUGUUUGUUGAUGGCUGCCCCACCACACAGAUAUGCGUAGAGGAAUGCCCAAAGAAGAACACAUUUUACAAGCUGGGAGGUUUAGUACCAGGUGCCAAAGAAGAAAUUGAAAAAUAUUGCAAGGCAGAUUCUGACAAAACAAAGCCUCUGGAUAAACGUGUGACAGACAACGAAUGCCCUGCCUAUCUCCUAGAGAGUAAACCAGUUCUUCACAGAUGUGUCCCGAAGGUGCUUGCUGAUCUACUGGAGAAAGUCGGAUCCUUGGAGGAGAAUUUGAAAAACGCCAGCAUUACAAACAUUACUAACAACAGGAAUGAGGUCUUUGGUCCUGAUGAUAUCAAAAAGGGAUUGGAUGCGUAUGGUCUGUUUUUGAAGGCCAAGGAAUAUGGAGAAAAGGUCAUACAGGAUGUUGUUGCCUCUUGGUGGAUGAUACUUCUAGGGUUCCUUCUAGCAAUGAUAGUGUCUCUCAUCUGGAUCAUCUUGAUGCGAUGGCUGGCUGGCGUCAUGGUGUGGUUCACUAUCCUGCUCUUUGUUGUCGCAUUUGGAUUCUCAUCCUACUGGUGUUUCUCCCAAUAUAUGGAGACCAAGGGGACCGAGCAGUCGUUCCACAUUCACAUGGCUGUCAUCAACUUGUCUUUCUCACAGGAGAAGUUCUGGCUUGGGUUUGGCAUAGUAUCGGUCGUGAUCCUCGCCAUAGUGUUGCUGAUAUUGUUGGCACUGUGCCAAAGAAUACGAAUCGCCAUUGCUCUAAUCAAGGAGAGCAGCAGGGCGGUGGGAAGCAUGCUGAUGACACUCGUGUUCCCCGUCUUCAUCUACGUUCUCCAGGUGGCUGUCAUUGCAUACUGGCUUGUCUCGUCAGUUUACCUGGCUUCAUCAGGACGGGAACCUUCUUUCGACUUGAUGAACAACACAGACCUGACCUUUGGGAAUGGAUCCUUUAAUUACGAUGUGAUCUCUCAGAAAACCCACACUUUGUUCGAUGAACUCCCAUGCGACUCACAGGCAAACAACACAUUGAGUGAAUUUUGCGGGGUGUUGAAACAUGCACAAGAGGGCAAGUACACGAUCUACCUACAGAUCUACAAUCUGUUCAUGUUGUUCUGGAUGGUGAACUUCUGUAUCGCUCUCGGAGAAAUGGCUCUGGCCGGGGCCUUCGCCUCGUACUACUGGGCUUUUGAGAAACCUCGCGACAUACCCACCUUCCCGCUUCUGUACUCCGUCGGGAGGUGCUUCAGAUACCAUCUUGGGUCGCUGGCGUUCGGGUCUCUGAUUGUGGCCAUUAUUCAAAUCAUCAGGGUCUUCCUGGAGUACCUCGACCACAAACUGAAGGGGUCGGAGAACCCUGUCGCUAAGUUUGUACUGAAGUGCUUGAAAUGCUGUUUUUGGUGCCUGGAAAAGUUCAUUCGAUUCCUCAAUAAAAAUGCAUACAUCAUGGUUGCAGUCCAUGGAAAGAACUUCUGUUCCUCAGCAAAAAGUGCCUUCAUGUUAAUUCUGCGUAAUGUUGUGAGGGUGAUGGUUGUGGAUAAAGUGACAGACUUCCUUCUGUUGAUUGGAAAGCUUCUUGUGGUCGGAGGCGUAGCCAUUGCCUCAUACUUUUUCUUUGAUGGGAGGAUUUCCUUCUUGAAGACUUACCAGCCAUCUCUCAACUUUUAUGUUGUCCCUGUUGUGUUGGUGACAAUCGGUUCAUACGUGAUUGCCUCCUGCUUCUUCAGUGUUUAUAGCAUGGCAGUGGAUACACUGUUCCUCUGCUUUCUGGAAGAUCUGGAACGCAAUGAUGGAUCCAAUGAUAAGCCAUAUUUCAUGCCCAAGAAUCUCAUGAAGAUAUUGGGUAAAAAGAACAAGCCUAUAGACCAAGGAAACAAGUGAUCCAUAACAACAAGAAAUUUAUUUUACAGUUGAUUUUUGAACAAUAUUUUAAUCCAUAUUUUUUAUAUUUGAAUAUAUUUUUAACGUCUCGAUGACUUAACAAUAACAAGAUGCAACUGUGUUUCUCUGUACAAUUGCUGUCAAUUUGGUACUUUACAAACUUCAAUCUUGCCAGACACAAAAUUAGUAUUUCUUUCAUUCAUUCAAGUCACAAGUGUUGUUGUUGUUAAUUUCCCUCAAAUACUUUUUCGACCCCUUUGCUAUGUAUUUACUAAUUUCUUUGCCAGGAAUCAUGCUCAUAAUCUGCCGAUAUUUUAAGUCUUUCAGAAAUUACGUUUUGUAUUGAAACCCUUAACAGUACACUUUUGACAUUCAUAAUCAAUUUUAUUUUUUAGAGAAAAUAUUAAUUAGGGUUAAGUUUACUUACUUAAAAAGCAUAUUUAUAUAAGCAUUCUUAUUUUGUAGCACGUCAUUUAUUAGUCCCCUACCAGUUUCACCGGAGGGGACUUACGGUUUGCGCUCUGUGUGUCCGUCAGUCUGUCACACUUUUCUGGCUCCUGUGAUAACUUUAACAAUUCUGAGUAUUUUUUCAUGAAAUUCAAAACAUGGAUAGAUGGCAAUAUAGACAAUUAUGCACGUCAUUUCAUUUUGUUCCUACAUCAAAAAUUAUGGUUGCUAUGGCAACAAAUAGACUAGAAAU